CGCAACGCAGGUUUUACUUGCCUGUGACAAUGUUAUCUGCAAAGAAAUGCUUCACCGACAGAAUAAUUGUUAGCGGAAGUGGACAACGCCACGCUCUUCAAUCAGUGCAGGCCACGAACGGUAUUAGACCUAACAACUUGGCGGGUCGCACAAAUGCCAUGAAGUACAGCGCGCACGGAACCAUGCGCACACACAUAAACAAAACGUGAUGUUCGAACUGCAACUAGUUUACGCGAAACAAAUAUGGAUCCUGUUUUGUGAGGCUCCACGCAACACAUUCACAGCUGGUCGCGUUUGCGCACGCUGAAAGGCUGUUGCAACACAAGCGAACACUGGAAAGCAGCGCCGGUGGAGAGCGACGAGUACGUUGUCGACGCCGCAAAAAUGGUUGAACGGAACGUUCGGAAUAAAAAAAAUUAACGUACUAGCGAGUUGACACAGUUCCGCCGCAUUUUGAACGGACAUCGCAAAAACCACACACGUUUUCAAGAACGACUACGCCCAAAACACGAGUACCCAACACGCGCAGCGGACGCCAAGCGGUGCCUGAAUCGGAACGUUCCCAUGAUUCCCGCUGAUUAAAUAACGCAUGCGCACUGGGGUCAUUGCAAAUGGCGGAUUCUGUUAUUGUUCCAUGGCGCACAUCACGGGGAUAAAAUUAUGCUCGAAAAAAUAUCUCAAGCAGAUAUGGAGGAAGGGGAAGGCCAGGACCUAGCCACCACAGUACUGACCUGUGAGGGGGACCUGCGCGACCCCGGAUUCCCGGGGCGUCUCCGGAGCCUCGUGCUGCGCCUCAGGGAACUCAUCUCCGAUGAGGAGCAGCCGUUGUGGGUGAAAAAGGUGGAGCCGUGGAACAGCGUGCGGGUGACAUUUACGCUCCCCCGUGAUGCGGCGCUACGGCUGCGGCAGCUGGCCCAGCGUGGUGACCGGGCACUCCGCGAGCUGGGCAUCCUCUCGGUGCAGGUCGAGGGAGACCAGAUCAUCAGUCUUACGCUUGCCGGCCGUUAUGGGGAGCCACCGAAGGAAAUCAUCAUCCAGAAAGCGGCGGAAGAGGGUGAGCAGGGUUCACCAACGUCCCCGCACAUGUCUGGAGUGCCAUCAUCCCCAGCUCUCGCUGCAGCAGCAUCCAGUCGUGCAGGCUCCUCCACCGCCCUGCCUGCAGAGCCUCCCUCCAUCCAGGCUAGGAGUCCCGCCUUUGCAGCGGCAGCAGCCGCUUCGACCAGUGGCAGCGGCAGUGCCUUUCGCUCUCCCAAUGUAGUCGCCCCACCUCCACGGGAACCACUGCCGUUUCUCUCAAGUGGCUCGUCGCGACUGGUGCGCCCCAGCACGAAGACCCGCCCGCCUUUCCCUUUUGCAAGCAUGACUCACUCGAUGAAGCAGAACAGCGCAGCGGCGGCAGCCGCCACGACGACGAGUGGGAGCAGGUUUCCGUUUUCACCUUCGCCUCCCUUGGCCGCAGCGCUUGGAGCGGCACAGCGGCUCGGCAGUGCGACGCGUGGCAAUGUGGCACUGUCUAGUCCGCUGCUGGUGAACCUCCUCCAGAGCGAGACAGGGUCUGGUGGUCCACAGAAGACGAUGAUGCCACCGCCUUUAGACACAGGCCAACCCACGAAACGGAAACGCAGGCCCCCCAAAGGGAGCCGGGGCAAAGAAGGCUGUUCCCCACCUGGUUCGCCAUCAUCACCGCCCCCCACAAGCCCGAGUUGCGAUGCUAUCAACAUUCUCAGCGGCCGUGGCUUCCCCCUGUCCUCCCACAUUCCUGCGUCACCACCCCGCAUGGCCCCGCCAACGGCAACGGUCUCUGUGGCCCCUCCUUCACCCCCUGCUGCGGCCGAGAGCCGCACGACUACUCACCUUAUCAACCCCUUCACUGGCCACCUAGAGCCCAUGCCUUCCGACGAAGAGGAUGACGAACCAGUUGUUCGGGAUCUUGAGACCUCGGAGUCCUCUGAAAAUGGAGGCCACUCGGAGCGCAGCCUCUCCGAUGGAAGCAGUGGUGGCAAGGAUCCAGGCAACCCUUCUUCGGACACGGACUCCGGCAUUGGGAAGUCGUCGUCAUCGCAGUCCUCCAACGAUCCUGAGCCGCCGCCGCGUGAAGAGGUGUCUCGCGUGUCUCUGCCGCCCACCGAAGGCGAGAAGCUCAAGCUACGGCUAAAACUUGACUCGAAGAGGAGCUGCCCUGUGAAGCCGGAAGUUGAAGCAUCGCCGCCGCCUUCGCCACAGGGCGAACCCCCUCGGGUUCCACCGCUGCACAUAUCUUUGCGGGGGCCGAACGUGGCGGUGGUGGUGAGCCCAAGGAAACCAGAAGCAGCCCCCAAGAAGCGCUCGCCACGGUCCCCUCGGUCGAGCAACAGCGCGGAAAGCAGCGGGGGUGGUGAUGCUCGGCGGGCCUGUCGUGGCACCAGGGCUCGGGGAGACAAGGCAGCCGAGCGGAUGCGGGAGCUUAGCUUGCUGUCAGGUGGCGGCAUUGUGCGAGUGCCUGUGUCCAUGUCGCCAACGGUGGUGUUGACACCACUGCAACUGCAACACCCGCUGGGCGCCGGUGGCACCCGAAGGACUCUACCAUCACCUUCUUCUUCUUCCUCUUCGCCCUCUUCCUCAUCGCCUUCAUCCGCCUCUUCUUCCUCCUGCGCACAGAGUACAAAACCCCACUGGUCUGCCACCUCACUGGGGCCAGAGGCAGACUCUUCCGUUAGCGAUGGUUCCAGCCCGCUGCGAGACCGUCCCGAUCUACCUCACGCCCUGCGGUCUGCAGACCAUGACACCGGCGCUGUCACACCUGCAACGACGAUGACAACAACUACCGUGACAGCGCCGCCACGUCAGGCCGGCAACGGCGAGCCUGCUGCAAACAGUGCCUUGGGAGCCCUCGAGUGCCACACAACGCCGCACCGGACAGCUUUGAGGCCCAGAAGUGUGCCAACGCCCGAGACCAACGGUGUGCUGCAUACUGACGAGGAAGAGCAGCGGUCGCCCAGCCCGUGUCGCGCUUCCCCUUCUUCCCUGGCCAAGAUGACAAUGGCGACAACGACGAGUGCAAUAGAGAAGAAGCCCCUCGCCAACUGCCUCGAGGGGCCCAUCACCAACCACGUAGGCUCAACGAAGGGCGACGGGGUCGACGAGCUCCGUGAGAUGGCCGAACGGAGGCUGUCUCCAACGCCCAUGGCCCGGAUCAUCUCAUUGGAUGCCGUCGCAGCCAAGAAGACAGCGUUUGGGGGCCCCGUCUUUGAGGUGUCAGACGUGGAUGUGCCUGCGGCACUCAAGCUGGGCGGUCUGGUAGGUGGGAACCACCGGAUGCCCCUGCUGAUACCGACAGGUGGCGGUGGUGGUGGAGCGACAUUUCGUGGUGAUGUGGUGCUUCGCCAAGAGUACGCCACCACUCACCACCCGCACCACCACCAUUUUCACUGCACCACGGCCAAUUCCGUCCUCAAGCCAGGCAUUGUGCGCAUGAACCGGCUCAGGUUCGGAGCGGGCUUUGCUGCUGCCACUGCCGCUGUUGCUGCCGCGGCUGCAGCAACAACGCAGGCGAGGGUAGAGACAACGGCGAGUGUGGCCGUGAAGUCUAACGGCAUCGCAUCGUCGCCACUGCAGAAUGAGUGUGACUCAACAAUAGACGCGGAGUCGAGCUUAGACUCGGACGACCUCAUCUCUAAUGGGCCAUCGUCAACAACUCCGGUGUCCCUAGUGGCAGCGUCAUCGCUGUCGGCAAGUGCAACACCACAGACGCUAUCAGCGGCAAGUGCAAUUGUGUCCAGGUCGGACGGGUUUUCGGAACUGCCAAUGUCUCGCGGCAGGUGCGACUCGGCGACCAAUGGCAGUGCGGAUUUUGUUGCAGUAGUCAGCAGUGACAACGGUGUGACAACGACAGGGAGGGCAGAGGAGAAUGGUGUAUCGCCGGACUCGAACCACGAGCUGCUACCACGUGACCCUUUAGGCCCCAGCGACACAGAUGGUGACAAGAGUGGCGAUGACGAGGAGGCGAGCUCAGCCCUUUCAGAGGAGAGAGGGAGCUCCAUCUCGCCACCGAGCGAAGACCCUUGCAGCAACAUUCCUCCAGACCGGCCGUCGUCUGCACCGUUGCCACCCGCCGCGCCCUCACCCCUUCCUCCCCCACCGUCGUCCUCCCCAGAAACCACCGCGGUGGUGGUGGCCUCUAGUCAGUCGAUGGCCACCCCGUCCGAGGCAGCAGCGCCCUCCUCGCUCUCGGCGGGGGCUCUGGUGGCGAGCUCCAUUUCUUCCUCCUCCUCCUCCUCCUCCAUGCCUUCCUCUUCUUGCUCCUCCCCCACGACAUGGGGCUCCACGCGACCAACGUCGGCCAACGCGGCAGAGGCGAUGCCAACGAUGCAGCCCUCGCCCUCCGAGCCUGCCAGCGGUGUGGCAGAGGUGCCUUCAAGCACGUUGCAGGUUCCUGGGGGCCAAAUGAUCUCGCCUUCCAUGUGGAGCACAGCGGGCAGCAGUGGCACCAGCAGUGAUCCACAGCAGCGGCUCACGUUCAUCUUCAAGGGCAACUUGACAGCAGCAACAACGGCCUCCUCGUCAUCCCCAACCAGCUGCCAUCCUGUGCUGGCCCUUCCAGCCGGGCCCAGCAGCAUACCUAAGACGGUUCCCAUCAAGCUUCUGGCACUUCCGUCAGGCACCUCUGGGCUUGCCCUCAAGUCGUCCCUGGCCGAGCUGAUCUCUUCUCCGGCCAGCCAGAAUGGCUCGCGGUCGUCUGUAGCCAGCGGAUCUGUGUCACCGCCGAUUCGACUGGUCGUCUCCAAGAUACCACCGACGGUCAAAGGUGCCAGCCUCAGCAGCCCAGCUGCCACAGGUGGCACUGCCAGAGCAGUGCAACCACCUGCUGCUCCACCGUCAUCAACUUCAUCGCCAUCUCUUGUGAACAUGGUCAUGAAGUCGGUGAUGGCCACAGCAAUUGCAACGACGAUGGUGGCACGGUCACCCCUGGAGACGAGCGCCGAGGCAUCCCCUAGUUCGGUGCUGUCUAGUACAGCGUCAUUCGAGCCAUCAGUGAAUGUGCCUGCACUGAUGCUGCCGGAGGAGCGGCAACCAGUUGUGAGUGGUGUCAGUGAAGUGCGAGGGGAAGCGCCCGUCGAACCAGACUCUCGGGAGGCAGCAGCGUGUGCAAUGGCGGCAACAUCUUCUGUGGUUGUGACUGAGGCAGACACAGGCGGAGCCGACGCGUCUGCCGAGGUGAUGGUAGGGGUUUCCGAGGCAGUUGGCAAAGGGGAGUGUGGUGGUGCGGAGAAGAGCCAGUUGUCUGCGGGUAUGGAGCGACUCUCGUCACCAACAUUGUUGCCGGGGGAUUGUACAGACAUGGCAGAGGACAGCGGCAGCGAGCUGGCGGUGCUGAGCCCCACGGUGAUUGCCAACCACAUUGGUUCGCCCCAGCUCCCCGAUUCCCUGUCGACCCUUUUAGACAUGGCGAUAGAUCCUCCAGACGACGAUGACGAGAGUGAGCCGGCAAGCAACCGGGCUUCGCCGGUGCCCGUGUCACUUCUGCUCACGAACCACAAGGACUCCGAAGAGGAGCCAGUGCCAGAACACGAAGCCGACCUAGAAUUGCUCCGGACAUGUCCCGAGGCUUCUGUUUGUGCUCCCGGUGAUGAACUGGGUGAUGACGGCCGUCUUCGGAAUCAGAGGCGACGGGCAGCACAAGUGCCAUCUCCAGCCACGGUCGAGGAAGGCGAGUCUGAUCACUCAAGCGAGGAAGAGAUGUCGCUGAGUGAGCUCGCGCACAAGUCUCGGGUGCGGCCGCCUCGGCCACAGCGGCAGGGAAAGGAGAACGAGGCGCUCACGACGGCGGCAGCUGCAGCAGCGGACUCCCCGGCACCGACGACGCGGCGGGAAGAUGGCGGUCCCGGUCGGCCACGACGGUUGACGGCAGCGGGGAGCGGGGAGGCCAAGGCUGCCCGGUCCAGGCUGGGACAGCAGCAAGCAAUGGCGAGCCAGCAGUCCCAGGCAUUGUCGAGCCCGUCGCCAAUGGCUGCAGUAGCUUCUCUUCCCGCCGAGGAAGCAUUGAGGAGAAACGCAGACCGGUCAAGGCGGUCUCCAGCCACAAUGCCGGCGGGCCGAGACCACCGGUCUCCUCCUCGACUGCCAAACCAGCGCAACUUCCGACGGGACUCUGAGGUCAGGGACGAUGAUGCUGUGGUUGUCAUGAAGAGAAAAACCAGGGCGUCCGGACCUUCCACAGACCCCCAGCAGGAGGCGGCAGCCCCAAACAAGCGGCGGCGCUACUCCAAAGACAGCCAUAGGUAGCAACCACCCACGGGGCCUUAGGAAUGCAAAAGAACACACCACCAUGUACACACGUGAUCGCGCGUUACACACACAUAACACACCGAACCCAAAAGAGGACACUGCUGUUGCUGUGUGCUACUACUGCUACUAUUGUGCUACCUGCUCUGUACCACUACUACUACUACUACUACUACUACCGCUGCUGCCGCUUCUCUGCGUCCGCGGCGGCGUCCUCGCAUAUUUUCCACCGGGGAGCCGUGCAAAAGAGGUUGCGCCUCACUCGUUAUAUUCACUCUUAGUCCUUCCGUUUUCCUUUUUUUUCUUUGUCCCCCCUUCCUCCCAGUUUCUCAGCUCCUUGCUGUCAACGGUCUCCUGCUUUUAAGUGACUGUUUAGCAGGCAUGUCCGGUCCAGGAAGGUUGUUCUCUCGUAGAAUGUCGGGCGGCGCUAGCGGUAAUGGAUAGCCGCCGCUUUCUUGCCCAAGCCAAGAGGAAGCAAAUAGCAUAGAGGCAGCGCCAGAUCCUCCUUUCAUGUCAUCUAGCUUGCCAUAUUUUUGUAGCAACACAACACAUUCCCGCUGUGGCAAGGAGGAAAGUGGGCGGGGCUCUCUCUCUCUCUCUCUCUGCACAACCACAGCUAUGCCACAGGCCCACAUGCAUAAGUGUGUGGUUUGUGAUUUCGUGGCCCAGCUCAUCCGAACUGCAGAGCUUGAAAAUUGGAAAAUUUUGUAUUUGCACAGCUGAAUCUGUCUGCCCCCUUGUGUUCAUGUUGUUGUUGCACUGAACUACUCGCGGUUGUUGACUUAGCCUCGGGUAUGGCCGUUGUGCUGCUUGUGCGGGAUGGAAAGCGUUCUUGAGGAAAUGGAAAAACCAGCCAGAUAAUCCAUCGCGAGGCUGACAUUUGUUGGGUCGUGCAAGUCACCGAUAAGUGGACAAGACAUUUCGAGAAACCUUUCUCUUUAAAUUUGUUCUAACACAGCACAUUCAGAGAUGAUAUGCAUCUUUAGAAUUUUAGGCUAGUUCCCAACUUCUUUUUUUUUCUCUUCAUUGUCUUGCUCAGUCAUUACUGUAACUCUGGGCUGCCUUUUUCUUUUUAUAUAUGCAUGUGUGUAAAAACACAGGCAUUACCUAUGGAAGAUGAAAGGCUUACAGUUGUGCAUAUGACCAUAUUAACUUCGUUGACAGGUGCUGCCUUCUAUAAUAUGAACUCCCAUCCCUUUAUACAGAUAGGCGCUAGCUUUUGUGCACAGCAAUGCUGCAUUUUCUUGCACUCUAUGCCUAAUUUAGAGAAAUUGGCUUCUAAAACCUUAUUCACGAAAAAGAAGUUUUUAUGUUUAAUUUGUUCGCAAGAGCAGGUACCAGCCACUCGUGGCCUAACAGCUCUUACUAAUGAUAAGCUCUGAAUUUUGACCCUGCUUUUCUAGAACAUAAACUUUUUAAAGGCUCCCUGCACCCAGCCGCUCUGCUCUGAUUUUUCUUGGCUUUGCGGCAAGAAAGGGGCAUGCUUCCGUAUUUGGGGAGAGGAAGUCUGACAUCGUCACAGUCACGAGCAUGUGACCAGAUAGCGUAGCACAGGAACGCAUGCAAAAAAGAUGGAAGGGGCAGAUUCGAGUUGAGGUAGCAUCUUGUGGCCUGGAAUGCAAAUAUGCUCUGUCUCCGUAAUAUCCACACUGGCAGGACAGUUAUCUCUCGUGGCCACCAGAUGAGGGCCAGUGUGUAACAGAGCCACAUUGGCAGUUUGUGAUAUGUUACAUAGCUAUACAUGUGAUGGGCUUCAGUCAACUUGCAAACUUGUGACACUGUAUGGGCUUGCACGUGACAGCCACAGAGUAACCAUAUCUUGUGACAUUAUUUGGUCAUGCUGGGAUAACAGCUUUUUCUUUUAAUGUGACACUAUUUAGCCAUGCCAGAUGACAGCCAACAUGCAACCACCAUUGAGCUACCCUGGCAGUUUGUGACAUUACAUGGCCAUGCAUGUGACGCUAUCUGAACGUGCAUGUGACUGCCAUGGGAGUCACUUUUUAAACUUUUACAUUAUGUGGCCGCACACUUGAUGGCCACCAAGUAAGCGUAAGUACCUUGCGACGUUAAAUUACCUUACUGGAGAACAAUUUCUCCUUCUAACGUUACGUUAUCCGGCUGUGCACGUGACUGCCACGGAGUCACCUUCUGGAGUUUGUGACGCUAGUUGGGCCCGUAUGUGACGGUCACCAAGUCGCAUUUGGAUCAUGUGCCUAUGCCUGGCCAUGCUGGAGAACAGCUUCUGCUCUUAAGUGAGACAUCUGUCUGUGCCAGUGACCGGCAUUGAGUCGCCUUGAAGAAAAGUUUGUGACGCUGUCUGGGCCCGUGCGUGACGGACGCCUGGCUGUGCUAGAAAGCAGAGUUUCUCUAUGUACUUUGCUCGGUGUACGGAAAGUGAAAGCCGACGGACGUCCCUUACUGAUAGGUAGUGAAGUAAUUUGGGCUUUCUUGAACUCUGUCCUGGGCAAAUGACAGUUGUUGAGAUAUUAGUGACCAAGGGGUGGAUCUUCUAAUGACUGUGACAGUGCUUAGGCCGGUCGCGAUGCAAUGCUUCAUUUUAUUCUCUGUGACCUUUUCCUGCCCCCCCCCCCCCUUCUAUUCCUUUCUCCCAUCCUAGUGAGAUAUCUGUGAAACAUACACAUACACACACAAAAAAAGAGAGAGCUAGUGAAAAAAAGUUAUACAUAGACGAAACUGGAUGAUGUACUAUAUCUGUGUACAGAAAUGUGAAUGACACUAAAGAAAGGUAGGCAAGUGUUAUCGCUCUGCAUAUAAUAGUUUUUUGUCUACCUUUUACUUUUUUUUCCUCUCUUGUCAUUCGCAUUUAUUUUCUUGUUGUCUUUUUCACCAUUGUGUUUGUUUGCAUAGGUGCGUGUGUGGAUAAAAAAGGAAGGGCGUAGAGGGUUUUUCUCUUAAUUUUUUUUGUCUCUACACGCUUUUUGCUGCCAUUGCAUUGUAAAUACGUCAUGCCAUAUAAACACAUCUGGCGCAUUGUACAGAGAGUGCAGAAACUUGUGUUGUUGUUGUGUGUGUGUUUUUUUCUUUCUUUUGUUUUUUGCCAUCUUUGCGGAGGCAACGGAACCACAGAUGAAAGCGGCGAUUGUGACAUGGUUCCCACAUGCCGACAGCUGGAUCAUUUUUGCGUUCAGUUCAUUGCACAUGCCUGUCGCCGUGGAAAUUUUUUUUUUAGCUUUUCUUUGCAAACCUGCUUACAUUAUAUUUCUCCUGCCCCCUUGUACAUCAUUGUUAAGUCAUACAUCCAAUUUGUUCCCUCUUGUGCGCCCCCAAGAGAGACAAGAGCUUUGACACAGAUUUUUCAUCAAACAACCAUGCACGCACGCGCCUAGCAUGAGUUUGUGUAACUGUAUAUAUAGAGAGAAAGAUCCAGUGCUUAUGUUAUUAGUUUCUGUGUAUUUCUCCCCCUCCCCUCAUUUUUUUUUUCCUUGCUGUUGCCGAGUCAAUGAUUUGCUACUACUUUAUAUAUUUUUUCCCUCCCUUUUUUCCUUGGCAGGUUUUAUGGGAAUCUGUAUGUUCUACAUUUCUUCAUACCUGUCCCCCUUUCUCUCUGACUUUCCUUUGCUGUUUGUCUACUCUUGUCAUAGUCCUUACGUCCCACCACCUCCAUCAACGUUCACACUUGCUCUCGUUUUUACAAGAAAAGUCAUAUUUCACUCUCCCAUCAAAUUCGUGUGCUAUGUGUGUGUUCUUUUUUUUUUUUGUGCACACAGAAAGAGUCCAGUCAAUGCGUCGAAAUAACGGUUUUCGUGCCAAGGGAAAAAGAAAAGGGGAAAAAAAAAAGACAAGGCAUUUCGAUUGAGGCUGGAUGGCAGGCAAACUCUGGGUUUCGUGACUUAUCUGGUCACGGGUAUUUGUUGGGAGAAAUAGCCAGCAGUAUGUGUGUGCUUCCUAGAGCUGUUUGGAACUUGCAAAUUCACUCUGCAUCUCAACUUCCCCACGUCGAUUUCAAGUCACUCAUUUGUCGCUUUUUUUUUUUCUGUUGUCGACGUUUGACCCUAUUUAACUGUGUUGUGUUGCACAAAGAACAAAUUCACGAACGCUUGUGGCGCUUAGCUAUAGUUACCUUUCUCCCCUCUCGACCCCGAGUGCAGGCUGUGAUGUUCUGCACUUGUAUUAAAGCACGCCGCUUGAAUGGCAGUGAUAUAGCUGGUGACAGCCUAGGAAAGCACCACCGUCCAACUCAAAAAGACAACUUGCGUUACAUGGGCCAGCCAAUGGACAAUAUGCAGAAUUCCUUAAGCAGCCUUUCUCGAACAUCUGACGGCCCAAACCAAUAUGCUCACCUUGAUGUCGCAGGAUACUUAAGGCUUUUGUUUGGGCCUGGAUAAGUUUUUAGCUGUAAAGGUGAAUUACGUAGUAUUUAAAAGAGCAAGAGACUGAAUAUGGCAAGCUUGAGCAAGUUUGACUGGCCCACAAUGGUACAAAUUUAAAAGAACAUUGAGGUCCAGGACAUCAGCUUCGCUUACCAGAGCUCAGGCUCCUGCAUGAAAUUAAAAAGAAACUGGACCUUUGCUCUUCAUUAUCCCGCUGAUAAUCAAUUUCUUGCUGCAAGGUUAAUGAAAAUAGCUUUUCAACAAUGCUUUAUUAGCUUUAGUGUAAGUGUCCUUUUAAAGCCAAGACUUUCUUUGAAAGCUUGGGAUAGUGUGGGGACUGGAGGGCGCAAGGAACGGUGUCACUAGUUUUGCGUGUCGACACCUUAAUUACGAUUCUAGCCCGCGGUUCACCAUGCUGGUUAGGUCAGACUAGGUUUGUGGAAAGAGCACGCUUGCUGUUUUUUUGCAUAUUGUCCUAUUACAUUCACUCAUUCCCUCGACGACGUGGUGAAGGCAAACAUUUAUCGCUGUCAGAGUCUCUUGGCAACUGUGUUUUGGGUACGCGGAGUGAAGAUGCAACGUGGGUACCGAGUCGAAUUGGAGCUUGUACUGAAUUUUUAGGUUAUUGCCGACUGUAGUUGCCUUUCAAGUUAUGUUAUUUUCAAAGUAAGCAAUACUUCUCAAGUCGCCUACCAGCAAGAAAAGCCAUCGUUGAGGCAAGCCUCCAGUGAUAAACUCAAGAGAGGUACCAAGACUUUGAAUGAAGCUGCAAACAGAACGUUUCCCAAUUUGAACUUUGUAUUUGUUUUUUGGCGGUAAUGGGGUUGCUUCCUGUUUAGUUUCAGCGAGUCUUCAGUAGAAACUUCAAUUUGUUCUUCCCCCUGGCUACUAAAUAUAUAAAUAAUUUCUGACGCACGCGUCGAAGCCCUUGGAACUCCAGUUUCGGUCAUUCACAUGAAAAAAAUAUAUAUAUAUAUGUAUUAAUAGUUUUCAGUUGAAGUACUCAAGCGUCUUGAUUUGCUGCACCAAAGCACCUGUUAAGUUUCUCAGCAUAAAAAACAAGGAGGUAGUCAAGUGCGCGAAACGAUUGCAGCAUGCAAUGAGGAGUACUGAGGGCUUAGGCGCACGUAGGUGGAAUAGCAAAACAUGUAGUUCCGAGACUCGCAGUGGUUGUAAGCUAGUUAAGUGCAUCGCGUCGAAGAGAAAAAUGCCCCCCCCCCCCCCCCCCCCCCUCCUGAGAUUGUGCUCGCAGAAAAAUAUCCCCUUUCCGCCCUGCAGGAGCGGGCCGAAAGUCUAUGAACGCGCAGCUCUUGAGAACAAAAAUGAAAACUACACCAAGUGAAACUACUCAGUGUAGUUGUUAGCCAAAGCCUUGGUGGUAGUAGGGGGGGGGGAGUACGAAGCACAAAAUGAGAAGGGUACAGAGUGAGAAAAGUAGAAGAACCGUUGGCGCCUUUUGCUGUUGAUGCAUUUUUCCCGCUUUACCCGCUCACAUGGUCCCGCCUCGUCGUCUCUCUAGUAAAAUCUCUUCCCCCUCUACCUAUUUUUUUUUUUUAUUCUCUAGCUUCACGUUAGGUUUCCUCGGAGGCUGCAUGCCAUGUACAUAGACACAAUUUCUUUUUUCUCUUUCCAUCACACCGCUCUCUCUCUCUCACUUUCUGGCUGCCCACUGUACAAAACCAUUUCCGGGCACGAUUUUGUUUCUGUAGUUACGAGAGCGGGUACCUCUGAGCAAGAUGAAAAGGCCUUAUGAUGAUGCAAAAGAGAGAAAGAAGAUAAUAAAGCACCACCUCCCGUUAGCAGUAGCAGGGCGAUGCUGCCUUGGUUUUCGGCACUGACCAUUUUAUAUUGCUUCCGCCCCCCCUUUCUCGAAAAAAAGUGGUGGUCUUGAGGAAGUGUCCCUGUAGACUUAUUUCACAGGUUUCUUAUGUUGGGCUGCCCAUUUCCUGAAGAAAUGUCCAUGUAUUUGUUCCCAGUAGUCGACUUGUGUCGACUGUUCAGCAGUUUGCCAUCUCCCUUGUCAGCGGGCCUGCCGGUUAGUUUGUUUUAGACAGGUGGAGCAGCUCGCAUUUGCCAACAGAGGUAGAAAUGCAUGGUUAGUGCGCUGCCCAUUUCAUUUCCGGUGACAGUACUAGUAGAUUGAGAGCAUGCUCAAUUGGACCACGAGAGCAUGUACUGCCAACUACAGCAGGAUCUCCAUGAUAUGAUAUGUAAGAUUAUCCAGAACAGCAACAUCAGAAUGUUGUUAUUGGGACACUUUCCCUGUUCUCUUCCGUGAUGUACAAAAUCUGGAAACUGAGGUAACCAUGGUUGUAUUAUAAUGGCAAGGUUCUGCUGUAGUCUUAUUCAGUCAGUCGCUCAAGCUGAUUGAUUGGUUACUUAUAUGUAGCCACUUCUGAUUGGAAGGCCGAUCAAACAUACUUGUGCGAAAGCUUUAAAGUUGAAGACUGUAUUCUACGCUUCUGCUAUUUUUUUUAUCUCCACAGUCAAGCGAGUGCAAGUUGCUCCGGUUCACAAGCGGGCCUAAGGCAUCUCAAGUGCAACCCAUCACAGGGCAGUGUAACACUGGGGUAUCACUGGUAUAAAACAGGUUCAUCAAGCAGGGCUCAAGCGUGAACGGCUUUUCUUCCUUGGCUCCCUUUUGCUGCCUCCCCAUUCCUCCCCUUAUAUUUUUAUGGAACUCCUGUUUGUUUGUUCUUACCUUCUCCUCGGCUAUAUAUUUGUUGUUGUUGCAUCAUGCUUUCCACUUUUUUUUUGUCAGAAUCUUGUAACUGCCUUGUGAAUAUAUUUGUACAUUUGCUGCAACAUCUCUGUAUAGAAGAAAAAAAAAAGAACCACAGACACUAUGCCUGCAGAUUGUAAUGAAGAAAAAAACUUUUUAUGGUUUGUUGUGAGUUUUCAUACCGGUAUUAAAAACUGUCACUUGAA
This is a messenger RNA of Dermacentor albipictus, 13520 nucleotides long. RefSeq names its product mucin-19-like. The record is from RefSeq and is a predicted model, not a curated record. NCBI's taxonomy places the organism in Eukaryota, Metazoa, Arthropoda, Arachnida, Ixodida, Ixodidae. Gene Ontology annotation, cellular component: nucleus; transcription regulator complex; histone methyltransferase complex. Gene Ontology annotation, biological process: positive regulation of transcription by RNA polymerase II.